CUCCCAACCCCACUCUACACAUUAGCUCCUUAUAUACGGUAACUGGUUAGGGAGAAUGCAGGGAGAGAGAGAGAACGGCAGAGCGAAGACGAAGAGAGAGAGAGAGGGGGGGAGGGGGCUACCGUUGCGGAGUAUAACCUGCCCUUCUUUCGCUUCUCAGUCACGCCGCCUCUCUAGAUGACCAUUGCAAUCUCUUGGUCUUCUUUCAGUUCUUCCGCAUUCCUCCCGAAUCCCAAUAACUCCUCUCUUGCCUUCUCUCAAGGCAGAUAACGUCGCACCCAGCUUGUGCAAGCCCUCACCGCCUCCUCUCAUUGUCGGAAUGCGUUGUUGGAUCUGCGUUUCUGAGCAGAACUGGCUUUUCUAGGCACUUUCAGGCUUCAUAAAAGAUCAUUCUGCUGUUUGUUUCAUGGAAGGAGACAUGGUUGAGCAAGACUAUGAUGAAUUUGAGAUGCUUCUAGGGGAAAUUCCAUGUGCAACUUCUGGAAACCAUUUUUCAAGACAAGGUAGCUUCACUGCGCACUCUCGAGAGUUACAUAAAAACUCCACGGGGAAGGCGAGAGAAUUUUCUUCUUGCAACUUGGCUGCUAAUCUGCCUUCUCCAAGCAGAAAGGAUUCUGAACCGUAUAAUUUUCCUCGGCCUCCUACAACUAGAGGUUGCGCCUCUUUUAAUGGCAAUGUGGCCUUCUCCAAAAGUCCAGAACAUCAAAAACUCCACAGAACAAUAAAUUGUGGUUAUGAAAACUGCCUGACACUGUUACUAGAUGAAAUGAGCAUUAAUGAGAAUCUGACAUCAAAACCAAGUUCUCCUGCUUCAGUUAUGAACAUGGAGAGCCCUUUGAAUCACAUUUUUUUACAAAGUGGACAGAUUGUCAGCCGCCAAAACAACACCCUUCUGGGAUUUGAUGCCACAGAUAUGAGUAUUCCCCCAUCUGCAAGUAUUGAGCUAGAGAAACAGUCUCCUGCUCUGAAAAGAAAUGAGCUUGUAAAUCCAUGUGAUAGAAUUGAUGCUGAAUGUAAUGUGAAUUUAUUUAAAUCUGGUAAUGUUUAUGAACCAAACCAAAUCCCAGAGAGUUUAUUGGGUAACUCUACUGAGAAUCAGCAGGUCUGUCCAAUGAACACUAUGGCUAUGCCCAUGAAUCCAUGCUUUAAUACUUACCAGUUGCUUCCAACUGCACAUGGAGUACAUUUACCUAAAUUAUAUCAGCCCAACUAUUUUGUGGAUACUCAAUCCCCUCCCAUGCAUCUAGCUCAACCAGGUAUGUUUAGGCAUAGUAGGGAAGAGGAAAGUUUUGGUCGUCUCUAUCAACAUUACUUGUAUGCACAGAAUUUGCAAAGUCAAAGACCUGAAAUCCGUCAAGUUAAAAGGAGUAUGAAUUUUGGCAUGGGGCCUUUCAAUGGAAAUAAUUUUCACCAAUGCUCUGGCCUUUCUAUCCCUCAACACCUUGAACAUUGUAAUCAAAAUUUACAUUUGAACGAUCCGACAAUUUAUAAUAAUUCUAGUUUGUUGGAUUAUCGCCAAUACUUGUGUCAACAGUCAACUGGGAGACUUGAGAACUUUUGGCCUACGAAUGGAGAGAAGGUAGUAUCUAUUAGUAGUCUAAGUUGUUCUGUCAAGGAUUCUCUGGGGCAUCAGAGUUUUGAAGUUAGAAAGCAAAGCUUUCCUGAGAUGUUUUUAACAAGGUCACAUGGUGUGAACUCAAUGGGAGUUCUUAGGCCCAAUCUUGUUACACCUGAUCAGCGAUUUCUCCUUGAUGAAAACAGGUUGAGAUGGUCAAAUGGCGAUGCCCAUCUGUCUUAUGGUCUGAAUAAUAGAUCCUUGCAAUUUGAUGAUCAAAGCUAUGAAGGUUCAUGUCUUGAUGUAUUUUACUCCGGGCUUGCUUCAAAGUCAAUGCAGAGAAAUUUUAAUUCAGUCGAUGAAAUAUCAGGGAGAAUAGUUUUGAUGGCAAAGGAUCAGCAUGGCUGCCGUUUUUUGCAGAGAAAAUUUGCUGAAGGCAGUCAGGAAGAUAUAGACAAUAUCUUUUCAAAGAUUAUUUUCCACAUUGUUGAUCUCAUGACUGAUCCUUUUGGAAAUUAUCUCAUUCAAAAGCUUCUUGAAGUAUGCAAUGAAGAGAAAAUAAUGUUUAUACUGAAGGUCAUUACCAGAAAUAAUGAUGAGCUUAAUAGAAUCUCUUGUGAUAUGCAUGGGACUCGUGUUGUGCAAAAGAUAAUUGAAACUGUGCAGACUCCAGAGCAGAUUUCUAUGAUUGUGUCAUCGUUAGCGCCUAAUAUCAUCUCAGUAAUGAAGCAUAUCAAUGGCAAUCAUGUUGCACAACGGUGCUUGCAAUAUCUUUCUAAGUUUAGCAUGCUUCUUAUUGAUGCUGCAAUUGCUCAUUGUGUCGAGCUGGCCACAGAUCGCCAAGGCUGCUGUGUACUUCAAAAAUGUCUCAUACAUUCAGAUGAUGAGCAAAAGAAGAGGCUUCUUGAUGAGAUCUCAUCCUACUCACUGAUACUUUCUAAAGAUCAAUAUGGGAAUUAUGUAGUUCAAUAUGUCCUGGAUCUAAAAGACCCAUGGGCAACCGCUGUUGUACUGGAACAGUUUCUGGGAAAUUAUGACCAUCUUUCAGUGCAGAAGUACAGCAGCAAUGUUGUUGAAAAAUGCCUCAAACUUGCCGAAAAGGACGAUUUUGCCAAAAUUAUUCAGGAAUUAAUGGGAUCUGAUCUGCUAUCACAGAUCCUGCAAGAUCCAUACGGAAACUAUGUAAUGCAAACCGCUCUAAUCGAAUCCAAGGUGCACGAAGAUCUUCAUACUGAUCUUGUGGAGGCCAUCAUUGCACUUGCUCCUACCCUGCGCAGCAGUCCUUACGGGAAGAAAGUUCUCUCCACCGCCUGUCUGUCUGUCAAGAAGUAACAUUUUUGACAUUUUUAAUUGCACAGUCAACUUUUUGCUUUAUUGCAUAGUACAGGUAUGUCUUACAGAAAGGAAAUGUAAAGAUAAAAAAAACCAAAACCAAAACUGCAUUGGUGCUGUAAAGAAGGUAAUAGGAAUUGUUCUAAAUUUAAAUGAUGUUAUCACUCAAGAAGUUCUGCAUAAUGGUUAUACCAAUUUAUUUUGGGAAACCAGUUUCUUCUUGAAGGUUUGUUAGCUUGUCUUUUGGAGUCGAAACCGAGGGGAAAAGUUGUAGUUGCUUCGUGUAAUGUAUAGAAUCUUAUAAUAUUUUGUGAUUGUCAUUGGAAUCAUAGGUUAUUUGAGAUGUUCAUUGGCUAUAUCGUCCUUUUUCGUGCUUUUUUUUCGUUCUUGCA
Phalaenopsis equestris is the source of this 3279-nucleotide messenger RNA. RefSeq names its product pumilio homolog 12-like. Gene Ontology annotation, biological process: post-transcriptional regulation of gene expression. Gene Ontology annotation, molecular function: mRNA binding. Gene Ontology annotation, cellular component: cytoplasm. The record is from RefSeq and is a predicted model, not a curated record. The coding region runs from base 407 to 2887 and encodes 826 amino acids. Lineage: Eukaryota; Viridiplantae; Streptophyta; Magnoliopsida; Asparagales; Orchidaceae. The transcript is spliced from 6 exons.